UUCUGUCGAGCUUGCCCUGGAUUCAUGAAACAUAUACAUUAUUUUUCGUUAGAUUAACCAAAAAUUUGUCGUGGUGUACAACCAACAGUGACAGAAAAUGGUUACAAUGGAUGAACUUUGCGGAAUGGACUGCAGUGUUUUGAAGAGGUUGAUGAAGGACGACAGUGCAAAAUGUCUAGUGUUGGACUGCAGAUCAUUUUUAGCGUUCAGCGCGGGGCAUAUCAGAGGUGCUGUGAAUAUUCGGUGUAACACCAUCGUAAGAAGACGAGCGAAAGGCUCUGUGAGUUUGGACCAGAUUCUGUCUGGAGACGAAGAAGUCAAAAUCCGACUAAAAGCAGGGCUCUACUCCGCCGUUAUCUUGUACGAUGAAAGGACUUCAGAUAUAGACACUAUAAGAGAGGACGGCACAAUCGCGCUGGCGCUUAAUGCCUUGUACAGGGAUACAUUUGGAACAAAAGUGUAUCUGCUUAAAGGGGGCUACGAGAGAUUUUCCUCCCAGUAUCCCGAGUUCUGCUUAAAAACCAAAUCGUUGCCAGUGCCCGCUAGUCAGUCCAGUUUUGACGCCAGCUGUUCUUCCUGUGGAACCCCGCACCACGACCAGGGUGGACCUGUGGAAAUCCUGCCCUUCCUGUUUUUAGGCAGUGCUCUACAUGCUUCCAAAAAGGACAUGUUGGAUGGCAUGGGAAUUUCUGCCUUACUGAAUGUGUCUUCAAAUUGCCCCAACCACUUUGAGGGGGCUUACCAGUAUAAAUGCAUCCCAGUGGAGGACAACCACAAAGAAGAUAUCAGCUCCUGGUUCAUCGAAGCCAUUGAAUUCAUAGACUCUGUGAAGGACUCGAAUGGGCGUGUUCUGGUCCACUGUCAGGCUGGGAUUUCGCGGUCGGCCACGAUAUGCCUGGCUUAUCUGAUGAAGAAGAAGCGUGUUCGUCUGGAGGAGGCUUUUGAGUUUGUCAAACAACGUCGCAGCAUAAUCUCCCCCAACUUCAGCUUCAUGGGUCAGCUCCUGCAGUUCGAGUCGCAGGUGCUGGCCACGUCCUGCUCCGUGGAGGCUGCCAGUCCCUCUGCAACUCUUGGUCCCAAGUCUUCCACCCCCACAUCACCGUUCAUCUUCAGCUUCCCUGUCUCCGUGGUUACGCACACCCAAGCCAGUAGCCUGUCCUACCUUCAAAGCCCCAUCACAACCUCACCAAGCUGCUGAUACAAUGUCCGAGCUGUUGCCAUAGAGACACUUAGACACAAGCUUCCACGGAGAUCUGUCCCAGCAUGGGGACAGAAGAAGGCUGUUGAGUGUGGCGAGUUUUUCCAAGGGAGAUAAAUGUUUUCUUAUGGUCAGCACUGUCAAGAGAAACAAACCAAUGGGCCAGAGAUCACCUCUUCAUUUUUUGGUCCAAAGUAGAGUUGAACAACAACAACAACAACAACAACAACAAGCUGUCCCCACUACCCAUACACAAGAAAUCUGAAGGCGGGCCAUGUCAAAGUGAUGGGACAGUCACUACACACCCUUCAACCAGUGUGACUUUUCCUUACCACAGUCCCUACGUCUGUUCCGGACCCAGCGGAAGAAUCUCUAAAGACUAAAAAUAGUAAUAUGCUUAGGUCCAUCCAGCCUUCAGUCCAGUCAUUUCCUGCGGUUGCUUCCAAAGACUUCUAAAGAACUGCUGGCAGAUGGCUCCCUGACAUGAGGGUAGUUCGGAGCGGGUAAAAGUAGCUCUCCCGUUGUAAACCCGGCCCGCGUUCUUUCUUCCUGCCAGAGAGCGUAAAGCUCGUCAGCCCUGACAGGUGCUGCCCGACGCGUCUGCGCCUCCCAUUUAUCACCUCCUCCACUCCUCUAACCCUCCAACCACCUUCUCUCUCCCUUUGGGGAGAGGCAGGACUGACAGAAAGACUCAAACCCUGAAAUAGGACAGACCUGCCGGAGAUCUGAGACUGGCUACCUGUAAGGGUGCUAAAUACUGUGCCGCGUGACAAGGUGGUCUGGAAAUGAGGUCUGGCAGGGAACGGUUUUCAUUUUGUUCCUUUGACAUUAUUUAUAUUCUUUUUUUUUUCUUUUUUUAGUCAGUGCCUUGUACAGAGGACAAAAAAAAGGUACAGGACUCUUUUUUUCCCGGAUGCUUUCGCUCAGCAACCUUCCUUUUAGGAUCACACAAACAAAAGGCAGACCAACAACAGACAACUCUCUCGAAUGAAAUGUAAAAAAAAAAAAAAACAAAA
Messenger RNA from Chanos chanos (milkfish), 2214 nucleotides. It is a transcript of the gene dusp4, whose product is annotated as dual specificity phosphatase 4. The transcript has 4 exons. Gene Ontology annotation, cellular component: cytoplasm; nucleus. The record is from RefSeq and is a predicted model, not a curated record. Bases 98 to 1198 code for a protein of 366 amino acids. NCBI's taxonomy places the organism in Eukaryota, Metazoa, Chordata, Actinopteri, Gonorynchiformes, Chanidae. Gene Ontology annotation, molecular function: MAP kinase tyrosine/serine/threonine phosphatase activity. Gene Ontology annotation, biological process: protein dephosphorylation; negative regulation of MAPK cascade; endoderm formation.